Fonsecaea nubica is the source of this 1257-nucleotide messenger RNA. RefSeq lists its product as hypothetical. The record is from RefSeq and is a predicted model, not a curated record. The transcript has a single exon. Bases 1 to 1257 code for a protein of 418 amino acids. Lineage: Eukaryota; Fungi; Ascomycota; Eurotiomycetes; Chaetothyriales; Herpotrichiellaceae.
AUGGCGACGAGAGAGCUACACCUUGCCGCGUUCUCCAGAGACCUACAUGGAAUACUGGCGUUCUCCGCGUCCCCGCGGACAGGAUUUAGUUUCCUGGACGAUGCCGAGCCUGACUAUAGCUUCGACGGAGGCGAUAACCCCAGCAUCACGCGGGGGGUCAUCGAGGCGUCGCUGCCACGAGAAACAAUCGCUAUUAGAAGCAACCCACCCCGGAGAGAAGUCGAAGAAAGAAUCCCAGCCAUCGCCAUGGGCCGUGCCGGAGAGCUCAUCCGUCUGCAGAAUCUGACUGUCCGUUCGACCCUCGCAGAAUGGGUUUGCGCCGACCUCCGCGCUCUGCGUCUCUACAUGUGGGACCUUGCCUUACCGCCCCUGGCCAAGAUGUUGGCUACACGGUUCCCGCACCUGGAGGAACUGCACCUCGGCUUCUGCCACCCCUAUAUCCACGACCUGUGCCUGCCCUUCAAGUUCUGGGUCCGUCCAGAGUUCCUCGCGUCGUCCGCCAUCUGGGACAUCUUUGGGGGUGUCGGCCAAGUGCAACCGGCCAAACUCCGCUUGACCAAGUUGAGGAAGUUGACCUUGCAGCGCUCGGGCAUCAGUCGCGUCCAACUGCAGAACUGGAUCGAGUGCAAUCCGGGCUUGGUCGACUUGAGGAUGCACCAUGUGGCCGGCGUCGACGCUGCGUUUGUCCAGUGGCUGGGCGUCUAUUACGGAUCCAAUACCGGUGACCACGCUGACCACGCCGACCCUGGCGCCGCCGCACCGGCAAAGCUGACCACCCUGGCUCUCGAAAGCUGCACCUCGCUGUGCCUCGAGACUGUGGAUGACCUGGCCUGGCUCGACUCCCUCUUCCCAGCACCAGCACCAGCACCAGCACCAGCACCAGCACCAGCACCAGCACCGGUCACUACAGACAAAGACACGCCUGCUCCUGCUCCUGCCCCGGCAUUCAACAUCCUAUCCUUCCGAGACUCGACACGGGUCUCCAGCUCCGCCUUGAUGGCGUACCUGGCGCUCAAGCGCCCGGCAGUGCGACAGGUGACCUUUCCCGACGGCCGUGUCCUGGUCGAGACGACCACCGACCCGGACAACGACGACAACUUUGACCCGGCCGUGUGUUCCUCCCCGGCCUAUUCCACGACGCUGAUCCACGAUGACACGCAGCCGUCGCCGGUCCCGUAUCUCCGUUUCCGCCGCUUCCGUCACCGCCUGGCCGGGAUGGGGGACGACAUCAUCGAGCCGGCUCCGCAUGUCGCCUGA